Antrostomus carolinensis (chuck-will's-widow) is the source of this 487-nucleotide messenger RNA. Its product is annotated as pappalysin-1-like. The transcript is spliced from 2 exons. The annotation marks the transcript as partial. The record is from RefSeq and is a predicted model, not a curated record. Gene Ontology annotation, molecular function: metalloendopeptidase activity. Gene Ontology annotation, biological process: proteolysis; cell surface receptor signaling pathway. NCBI's taxonomy places the organism in Eukaryota, Metazoa, Chordata, Aves, Caprimulgiformes, Caprimulgidae.
GUGGCAUUGUGCUGAAUCCCUCCUUCUACGGAAUCCCUGGCCACACACACACAAUGAUCCAUGAAAUUGGGCAUAGCCUGGGGCUCUAUCACGUCUUCCGGGGAAUCUCUGAGAUCCUCUCCUGCAGCGAUCCGUGCAUGGAAACUGAGCCCUCCUUCGAGACCGGGGACCUCUGCAGUGACACCAACCCUGCUCCCAAGCACAAGCUGUGUGGAGAUCCUGGGCCUGGCAAUGACACAUGUGGUUUUCACAGUUUCCUAAACACGCCGUUCAGUAACUUCAUGAGCUAUGCAGAUGAUGACUGCACCGACUCCUUCACCCCAAACCAAGUGGCCAGGAUGCACUGCUACUUGGACCUUGUCUAUCAGAGCUGGCAACCUGCAAAGAAACCGGCUCCUAUUGCAAUUGCCCCCCAGAUCGUGGCUCGGACCUCCACCUCUGUCACCCUGGAGUGGUUUCCACCCAUUGAUGGUCACUUCUUUGAAAG